Messenger RNA from Pristis pectinata (smalltooth sawfish), 2932 nucleotides. Its product is annotated as bone morphogenetic protein 15-like. The record is from RefSeq and is a predicted model, not a curated record. Gene Ontology annotation, molecular function: cytokine activity; growth factor activity. Bases 223 to 1431 code for a protein of 402 amino acids. Gene Ontology annotation, biological process: BMP signaling pathway; SMAD protein signal transduction. Lineage: Eukaryota; Metazoa; Chordata; Chondrichthyes; Rhinopristiformes; Pristidae. The transcript is spliced from 2 exons. Gene Ontology annotation, cellular component: extracellular region.
GUAAUGAAAUAGCCAAUCUGACCUAACUGUGCGUUAUGUUGUCAGUCAUGAACUAUUGAUUGAUUCGAUGACAUCACAUGAAAGUACCCUUAAUUAGGGGAUAAUUUGCCCAAGCUGUUUUAUGGCGCAUUCAGUGGAACGCUUUUGAGUUUAUCAGUGCAUUGGAGUUAUGGUCUCAUCUGGUCUGCAUAUACCUGUACGGUAAUACCUUUUGGAGCCAACAUGUGCAGGAUUAUGAUUCGGAGUCGCGACGUAUUCCGCGUUUUGAUCUGUCUGCUGGAGCUUGUAGCAUUGCAUGGAGGUGAUGGGGUGAGUGAAGAGCCUGGUGGUAGGAAAAGGAGGGACUUGGGUCCCUUAAUCGAGAUGUUGGCUGGGAAGGUCAGCCCCCGCCCUCCACUGGUCUCCAGACAGAAGGAAGAUGACCAACACAUGGAAUACAUGGCUAGCCUCUACAAACAGUCGGCAGAUCAGAAUGGGAAUCCCAAAGCUAACCGAAGCACUAAGACAAACACUAUUCGCCUGGUGAAACCCAGCUCGAGUGUCUUGUUCCCCAGCUCAGGUCACUGGCAUGUCCAUCAUGUUGAAUACAAUCUGCAGUAUAUUCCAGAACUGGAACAUUUGAUUAAAGUUGUUGUUGUUUAUUUGCACAGUCCUCUUCCUAAUCACUUCAAGGUUUCUUGUGAGAUCAAAUGCCCCCUUGCAAAUUAUGUUGAUGUAAACUCCCUACAGAAUGACCCUGCCAUAGAAAUACCCAUCAAAUUUGUGCUGAAGAUGCAUGACAAAUGGGCAGAAGCUGAUGUAACUCCUUGUGUGCAUUUCCCAUCUGGCAAUUUUGUGAAGAAAGUUGAUCUGAACAUCAGUUACAAGUGUGUAGAACGAGGAAAUGUCAGUCAAGGAAUUCCAGACAAAAAAGAGCAUGCCAUCCAGCUCCAAGUGCCUUCACUGUUGUUGUAUUUAAAUGAUACUGCUGAGACUGCUCAUCAAAGGAGGGAGAAACAGAAGCAGCAAUUUCUAGAGAAGCUCUCCAGAUCCCAUGUUUUGUCCAGGAAGCCUCGGCAAUUAAGUAACAUUGGCUCGGACAUUCCUAACUUCCUUCAGAAGAGAAACCCUCCUAGGAACAUUUGCAAACUCCAUUCAUUCUGGGUAAGCUUUGAGCAAUUGGGAUGGGAUCACUGGAUUGUGGCUCCUCACAAAUACAAUCCCAAGUUUUGCAGGGGUGACUGUCCUAGAAUUCUCCACUAUGGAUACCACUCUCCAAACCAUGCAAUAGUACAAAAUUUUAUCAAUGAAAUUGUUGAUAAAAAUGUUCCACGACCAUCCUGUGUUCCCUCGAAAUACAGCCCAAUUAGUGUCCUUAUGAAGGAGCAAAAUGAUCACAUUGUGUACAAGGAAUAUGAAGACAUGAUUGCAGUUUCUUGUACGUGCAAAUAGUGGAAUUGCCAAUUUGCACCAUAGAGCUUAGGAAUGUAUUAGUGCACUGCAACUAGUUACUUGAAUUGGUUAUCAUAAAAUGAACAGAUGUAGUUAGUAUAGUAUAUUGAACAAGGAAAGUCGCUCCAUGACUGGCUCUUGGAUGUAAUUUGUUAUUCCUACUGCCAAUUAAGUAACUUGUCUAAAUAAAAGUGCAAUUGUACCCCACACCACUAACACAAUCCCCUCUAAGUAAACGUUUAAAAAAAAAAAAGUGAUCCUGCAGUGAUGUGCCCACUAUUGCAGUUGGGGAGGGGGUGGGAAAAUGUCCAAGUGUGAAGGAUAUUCUGCAAAAAUAAAUGAAAACAAGAUUUGAUUAAAACUUGAUGUAAUGUUUAACAAUUUUGUAGUAUCAUAUUUAUAAUUGUGCUUUGUAAAUACUGCUGAGAAUUUCCAAUCAAGUUUGCUAACUAUAGGCAGAGUCCAUCUUUUAUAUUGUCAAGUCUGCUAUUUCUGGUCCAUUCAAAUAGGAAUCCUUCAAUCUGAAUGUAAAUAGUUUCAAGUUUUAAUGCCAGAAUUAGGAUAACUCCAAUAAAGUUGUUUAGCCUGACUUGCAGUAACUUUUUAAUUCAUACUAUUUCUUCAGUAACUGAUGUUUCACUUGAGUAUGCCACUAGGUAGAUCAGGAAGCCCCCUUGGGGGGAAAAGUGCACACUAUCUUCUCCUUGUGACUUGCAACACAAUACACUGGGGGUGGGUAGGGGGAUAGGAUAUCACAAGAUUAGAGGAAGAAGUGGCUGGGGAUCUCACUAAAUGAGCCAAUAGUUUUGUUCAUUAGUUCACUAGGAAUAAUUUGUAGCUCAAUGGAACAAACUUGAAUCAUUUUUAAUAUCUAAUGCACUUUGGUUUUUAAACCCCUAAUUUUUCUUUUAAAGAACAGGAACAAAUCUUGGCUACUGAAGUCCAAGGAUUAAUAUAAUCUAAAAUGUAUGCAGGUAGAAUUGGAAGAUGUAUUUGUAAAUUUAGAAUCUGAAAUGUCCAUCACUUCUGGUUUGUCUUUUGCUCUGAAUCUCUCAUUAUGUUACUUUAUCCAGACUUUUCUUCCUCAUGUCACUUGUUUCUUCUUCCUUUAAGCAACAGUUGAUCUAUUUGUAAUAGAUGCUUCUCUGACAAGUAUAGAGAUCUAAAUGCUACCCCAUAGAUGUGGCUGUUGUACAUGCACUAUUUAAUCAAUGGAAUUUCUCCAUACAAUUUUAGCUUGGACAUUAGAAAUACUUCAGUGAACCAUAGUCUAUUAUUGUUUAAUACUCUGUAAUCAGCCUUCCCAUUUUUGGAAGUUUAUUUGUACAAAUUGGGGCUUGCAUUUACUUGUAGACUGUCAAAACAAUGCUUUGUUUAGAUCUAAAUACUUGUGUAUGUAGUGCUGUAUCUAUUAACACUGAAGUUCUACAGAACUAACCUGGAUCUUUGUACUAUUAUCAAACUUGCAUACUUAAUAAAGAAAUAGCUUGACUUCAAAUGC